Molecule: messenger RNA, 1095 nt
Organism: Pyrenophora tritici-repentis Pt-1C-BFP
Lineage: Eukaryota; Fungi; Ascomycota; Dothideomycetes; Pleosporales; Pleosporaceae
Product: O-Methyltransferase involved in polyketide biosynthesis
Biological process (GO): C-terminal protein methylation
Molecular function (GO): protein C-terminal leucine carboxyl O-methyltransferase activity
Source: RefSeq, a predicted model, not a curated record
AUGGCUUCUUCAAACGAAAUCCCCAAUUUGAGAUCUCUUCUCGGUCAACGUCGUGGUGGGUCGUCACGAGGGAAUGGACGUGGAAGAGGUGGAUUUGGAGGUUCUAGCGAAGAACGGGCGCAAAUACUGGAUAAUGCAGUCAAGGGUACAGAUCAAGAUGCGGCGGGGAGCAGGGUGAGCUGUGUAGAGCUCGGAUAUCUUCACGACCCAUAUGCGAAGCUGUUUGCGACACAGCAGACGACGAGGAAGUUGCCGUUGCUCAACAGAGGAACCUACGUUCGCACAUCUGCUAUCGAUCUGCUGGUCACCAAGUUCCUGGUCACCAACCCCGACUCUCCCAAACAGAUCAUCUCACUUGGUGCCGGCACCGAUACUCGCUUCUUCCGCCUCGUUGAUUUAUACCCUCAAAUGCGCCUGAUAUACCAUGAGAUCGACUUUUCCACAAACACCCUAGCCAAGAUAGCUGCCAUACAGAGGCAGCCGCAACUGUACCAGAAGCUACAGAGUGCACCGUCGAGUUCGACGUCGUAUCACUCCGAGACCUACAACAUCCAUGCGCUUGAUCUGCGCUCUCUGGCCGAUCCGUCGAACGAGACACCGCUGCCUCAGUUACCAAAUGUAGACCCAAGCAUACCCACAUUGAUCUUGUCGGAGAUGUGUCUGGUGUACCUACAACCACCGACAGUGCAGUCAAUAAUGUCGUCACUCCUGACCCAUUACCUACAACCUACAACGCCCGCUUCUCUCAUACUCUACGAGCCCAUCCUCCCCCAAGACGCCUUCGGUAGGACCAUGAUAUCGAACCUCAAGUCCCGAAAUAUACACCUCCAUACAUUGAUCGCAUAUCCUGAACUCGGCGACCAGCGGGCACGUCUACGGCAAUACGGUUUGACGGCUGGGGCCAAGGUAGCCGACACGAACACGAUUUGGCGGGGAUGGAUUAACGAGGAGGAAAAGGAGCGCAUUGCUGGUUUGGAGUUCUUGGAUGAGUUGGAGGAGCUGGAAAUGCUUCUUCGACAUUACUGUGUUGCUUGGGGUUGGAGAGACGGCGAAAGCGAUGUCUUCACCAAGGCCUGGGCGGAUGUAAAGGAGUAG